Salvelinus fontinalis (brook trout) is the source of this 2725-nucleotide messenger RNA. RefSeq names its product protein FEV-like. Bases 407 to 1066 code for a protein of 219 amino acids. The transcript has 3 exons. The record is from RefSeq and is a predicted model, not a curated record. Gene Ontology annotation, molecular function: DNA-binding transcription factor activity, RNA polymerase II-specific; sequence-specific DNA binding. NCBI's taxonomy places the organism in Eukaryota, Metazoa, Chordata, Actinopteri, Salmoniformes, Salmonidae. Gene Ontology annotation, cellular component: nucleus. Gene Ontology annotation, biological process: cell differentiation; regulation of transcription by RNA polymerase II.
UUCCCAACAUGAAAUAGGCCUUUGUGUUUGCAAAGAGGUAAAGAGGCGGAAGAGAGAGAGGAUCUGAACUGGCUUCCAUGUCAUACACUUAAAUUCUCCAUAGAAACUCUGAUCUUAACGCGGAAACUUUAUUAAACCCUGAUGGUGGAUUGAUAAGACCGAAUUUCUCUCGGUUUCUUUUUAUUGUGGAGACCGGGGAGAGAUGACAGAGGUAAAUUGCUAUUUUAAUUAAAGCAAUGCACGAGAGGAAAUUGCUGUCUGAAUAUUGUCUCAGAGAUGGGGUUUGUGACAGUUGCCUGGUAACUUCAAUCUGUCCCACAUUUAUUCCAGAUCACAGUUAUAAGAUAAAGUUUAAUACAAAUCUUUGCCCGAAUGAAAUCCAACCCUUUCUUGAACAACAGCUACAAUGAAACAGAACUGCGGAGGAAACCUUAUGUUUAACAUGUAUCUCUCAGAUCCAACAGAAAAUCUGUUGAAAGAAAGCAAAAGUGGAUCCUGGUGUCCCAUAAAUACAGGAGCGCAAAAAGGUAGUGGACAGAUUCAGCUAUGGCAGUUUCUCCUCGAACUCCUGUCAGACAGCGCCAACAUGUCCUGCAUUACCUGGGAAGGGACGAACGGAGAAUUCAAGCUAAUUGACCCAGAUGAGGUGGCCCGGCGAUGGGGCGAGCGCAAAAGCAAGCCCAACAUGAAUUAUGACAAACUCAGCCGCGCAUUGCGCUACUACUAUGACAAAAACAUCAUGACAAAGGUCCAUGGGAAGCGAUAUGCUUACAAGUUCGACUUUCACGGCUUGGCCCAGGUGUGUCAACCCUCAACAACAGAGCAAGCUCUUUAUAAAUUCCAGAGUAAUUUUGCCCCUAUUCCCUUUUCAGGGAUUUCCAAACUAAGCCUUGUUGGUCCAGGCGUUGGUCCGUCCGGAUUCUCCUAUUGGCCGGGUUCGCCACCGACUCUCUACCACAGUCACAACCUCCAACCCCCGGGUCCGUUUGGUGCUGUGUCCGCUUCGCACAUCAACUGUGUCAACAACAUCAACAACCUGAAUAACAUCAAUAACCACUACAAUUGACUACUAUUAAUCCACCAAUGAGGCAUAAUCAUAAUUCUCGAUGAUUGAUGUAGUUUAAGGCGUGUCAUUUUGGAUUAGGCGUAAUUAUGAUUUUUACUUUCGAAACAUUGUCUUAUCCUAACUGAAUAUGCCAAGGCGCAAUUCAUUAUACAUUUUGUGGAAUGUUUCAAAUGCAAUAACAUGCAUUUUCAGAUAGGCUAUGUGUUUUAGACUAAAUUCAGAUCAAGAACCAUUUUCUUGACAAUUUGUUUUGUCUUUGAAUCGACAGGACACUGGUGCCUACACCUCUGAAAUUGCCUGGGGCUUUAGCGCCAUCAUGUGGCAAUAAAUUAAACAUAUAAAUACUGAAUUGAUCUCAGAUAGGUUUGCAGUGCACUAAUUUCAAAGUAGGAUUAUUAGUGUCGAUCUAAAAACAUUAUGGAGAUAAAGAUAUGUCGUCGCCAAUAUAUUCCCUGAUGACUCCCACUUUAAAUAGCCUUCGUUAUUUUAAAGUUCCAAUACAGACGUGUUUAUCUCAAUAUCAAAUCAGUUUACAAUUGGCUCAUUCAUCCCCCUCCUCUCCCCUGUAACUAUUCCCCAGGUCGUUGCUGCAAAUGAGAACGUGUUCUCAGUCAACUUACCUGGUAAAAUAACGGUAAAAUAAAAAUAAAUAAAAAUAAAAUUUCUGGGUAACUAUUAAGUACCUUACUGUCUUUGUUUUCAAUUAAAAUGGUCAAAAAGAAACAAAUAGCAAAGAGCAAUUUCUCAAGCAAGAAUUUUGUUAGCACUGUCUGGGCGUGGUCUGAGUGCGGAGGGGAUACAGCCAUUCCAGGCUGUAUCACAACCGGCUGUGAUUGGGAGUCCCAUAGGGUGGCGCACAAUUGGCCCAGUGUUGUCCGGGUUUGGACGGGGCAGGCCGUCAUUGUAAAUAAGAAUUUGUUCUUAACUGGCUUGCCUAUUUAUAAAGGUUAAAAUUAAAAUAAAUACAUUCCUAUUGGUCUAUUAUAGCGUCCGGUGAUGUCACCAAGCAGGCAAAAACUCCAUCCCCCCAAACAGGCUGAAAUUUCAGGUGGUCUUUUCAAACAGCUCUUACACUAAAAGGGCAUUAUCCUAAUUUUCACAAUUUAACAGUAACAUUCCAACCUCAUAGGGUAGGCAAAAACUCAACAGAGAGGUGAGAGGUGUUACAACAGAGAGGUGUUACAUUGUGUUCUGACCCAUUUAGAUAGCAGUCACACAGCUUCUUCCACAGUCAGUUAAUAUAUAUAUAUAUAUAUAUAUAUAUAUAUAUAUAUAUAUAUAUAUAUAUUAUAAAACACAUGAAAAUCACGUUUUUGACUGCACUGGGCCUUUAAGCCUACUUUAGACAUACACAGGCAGUCUAGAUACAGUGCAGGCAUCUCCUUUAGUUUUGACAACAACCACGUUAGUUUUUUCCUUUAUACGUUUUAUUUGGAAAUUUUAUGCAUUAAAAAAAGCAAUAGAUUAUUUAAUUAUAAUUUUAAACCUUUUAUUUCUUUGAAAUUUUAGGCUAAAAAUGCCAGUUGAUAUCAUGCAUGAAAUUGUGUGAUGUUAUUUUACAUAGGCCUACAUUUAAUUUUGCCGAAUUAUCACAUAAUGUAUUAAAAUUGUUUUCAAGUCCGUCAACCAUGUUGUAUAAAACCAUCAUCAUCCUCAGAA